AUGGCCCUUCAUUUGAAAAAUACAUCUGUUCUGCCUAUUACUAACGUGACGUGGGAAAGAAGAAACAGCAGCACUUACGUCUAUGAAAUUAUCGAUAUACUGUCCGAUAAUCGUUAUACUGGUGGAGAAAUUCUCUCACCAUCACUAACAAUUAUACACGUGGAUCUGACUGAUGAAACUUAUUAUCGUGUAAGAGCUACGAACGACGAAGGAACAACAACGACAACAGUUUACCUUGAUGUACUACCCCGGCUUCCUUCAAUAACAACUGGGCAAACAAAUUUUUACAUCGAGAAAGGAACAAAUGUAACUCUAUCACUCAACUACACAUCGGCUCUCAACGUCACCUCAGUCGUAUGGGAGAAAGGUAUCCCACCAAUGUUCUUUUAUGAACCAAUCGAUGUAUUGAACGAUGAAGGAUAUUAUGGGGGAACCAUCGAAUCUCCGUCACUUUUUAUCACCAGUAUAUCGUUAGAGUAUGUUUCCGCCCUCUAUCGAUGUAAGAUUUCAAAUUUGGAAGGAGAGAGCUACAGCAGCCCCUUUUACAUACGGGUUACAAAAUCUCCACCUUCGAUAUUACUAUCCUCGAGGUAUUAUGUUUAUACGGGAGCAAAUGUUACUCUAGAGACAGAAGUCAAUUCAUCUCUUGCAAUCACAAAUAUAACCUGGGAGAGGAGGAAUAUCAGCACACAUAUGUACGAAAUUAUCGAUAUAUCGUCCGAUCAUCGAUACUCUGGGGGCGAUAUUAUGUUACCCUCGCUUUCUAUAUCAGAUAUUGCUCCAACAGAUGAGACUUAUUACCGUGUUAGUGUAACAAACAAUGAUGGCACAACGACUAAAGAGGUUUACAUUGAUGUCGUGUUAAGUUCACCAUCCAUAUCGCUCAAUUCCAGAUACAGUGUUCUGUCCGGUGAAAACCUCACUCUUGAAACAAACAUUACAUCUGUUCUGCCUAUUACUAACGUGACGUGGGAAAGAAGAAACAGCAGCACUUACGUCUAUGAAAUUAUCGAUAUACUGUCCGAUAAUCGUUAUACUGGUGGAGAAAUUCUCUCACCAUCACUAACAAUUAUACACGUGGAUCUGACUGAUGAAACUUAUUAUCGUGUAAGAGCUACGAACGACGAAGGAACAACAACGACAACAGUUUACCUUGAUGUACUACCCCGGCUUCCUUCAAUAACAACUGGGCAAACAAAUUUUUACAUCGAGAAAGGAACAAAUGUAACUCUAUCACUCAACUACACAUCGGCUCUCAACGUCACCUCAGUCGUAUGGGAGAAAGGUAUCCCACCAAUGUUCUUUUAUGAACCAAUCGAUGUAUUGAACGAUGAAGGAUAUUAUGGGGGAACCAUCGAAUCUCCGUCACUUUUUAUCACCAGUAUAUCGUUAGAAUAUGUUUCCGCCCUCUAUCGAUGUAAGAUUUCAAAUUUGGAAGGAGAGAGCUACAGCAGCCCCUUUUACAUACGGGUUACAAAAUCUCCACCUUCGAUAUUACUAUCCUCGAGGUAUUAUGUUUAUACGGGAGCAAAUGUUACUCUAGAGACAGAAGUCAAUUCAUCUCUUGCAAUCACAAAUAUAACCUGGGAGAGGAGGAAUAUCAGCACACAUAUGUACGAAAUUAUCGAUAUAUCGUCCGAUCAUCGAUACUCUGGGGGCGAUAUUAUGUUACCCUCGCUUUCUAUAUCAGAUAUUGCUCCAACAGAUGAGACUUAUUACCGUGUUAGUGUAACAAACAAUGAUGGCACAACGACUAAAGAGGUUUACAUUGAUGUCGUGUUAAGUUCACCAUCCAUAUCGCUCAAUUCCAGAUACAGUGUUCUGUCCGGUGAAAACCUCACUCUUGAAACAAACAUUACAUCUGUUCUGCCUAUUACUAACGUGACGUGGGAAAGAAGAAACAGCAGCACUUACGUCUAUGAAAUUAUCGAUAUACUGUCCGAUAAUCGUUAUACUGGUGGAGAAAUUCUCUCACCAUCACUAACAAUUAUACACGUGGAUCUGACUGAUGAAACUUAUUAUCGUGUAAGAGCUACGAACGACGAAGGAACAACAACGACAACAGUUUACCUUGAUGUACUACCCCGGCUUCCUUCAAUAACAACUGGGCAAACAAAUUUUUACAUCGAGAAAGGAACAAAUGUAACUCUAUCACUCAACUACACAUCGGCUCUCAACGUCACCUCAGUCGUAUGGGAGAAAGGUAUCCCACCAAUGUUCUUUUAUGAACCAAUCGAUGUAUUGAACGAUGAAGGAUAUUAUGGGGGAACCAUCGAAUCUCCGUCACUUUUUAUCACCAGUAUAUCGUUAGAGUAUGUUACCGCCCUCUAUCGAUGUAAGAUUUCAAAUUUGGAAGGAGAGAGCUACAGCAGCCCCUUUUACAUACGGGUUACAAAAUGUAAGAAUUUUUUCUUUAACAUUAAAAAAAUCUGA
Saccostrea cuccullata (small rock oyster) is the source of this 2433-nucleotide messenger RNA. RefSeq lists its product as uncharacterized. The coding region runs from base 1 to 2433 and encodes 810 amino acids. The record is from RefSeq and is a predicted model, not a curated record. NCBI's taxonomy places the organism in Eukaryota, Metazoa, Mollusca, Bivalvia, Ostreida, Ostreidae. The transcript has 8 exons.